Messenger RNA from Mytilus trossulus (common blue mussel), 5550 nucleotides. RefSeq lists its product as uncharacterized. Lineage: Eukaryota; Metazoa; Mollusca; Bivalvia; Mytilida; Mytilidae. The transcript has a single exon. The coding region runs from base 1 to 5550 and encodes 1849 amino acids. Gene Ontology annotation, molecular function: nucleic acid binding. The record is from RefSeq and is a predicted model, not a curated record.
AUGGAUUUACAACAUGGACAUGGUUAUAACCCAGAUUCAAGAACACGUGUUCUUACAGAUAGUGGACUGGAGCUUUAUAAUGCUAACAUUAGAACUCACUUAAAGAAGAUAGAACUUGUUCAAACAGAAGAAGGACUUUGCCUUGAAAGAUUUUCGACAACAAAUUCAGAAGACUAUGAGACAGUGUUAGAAAUUCAAAAAACUUUAAAUUUAUGUCAUUGCAAGUAUAGUCUCUAUUCAGAGGAGUACUUGAAAUAUUUAAGGAAUACACGUACAGAGGACAGUCUGAGGAUAGCUGAAAAACACAAAAAAGAAGAUUUAAAGUACAAAGACAUUAUUGAACGUGCACUUCAGCAAACGAAGGUUUCAGACAGACACGAAACUUCUUCUCAGUUCACGCAUAGAUCUGGAGCACAUUCCAGAGCUUCUUCCAACUCCAGCUCUGUUGCCCUUAGAAAACGUGCAAAAGCAGAAGCAGCUCAAGUCAAAUUGGAAUUUGCCUUGAAAGAAGCUGAAAUGCAAAAACAGAAGGCAUAUAUAGAAGAACAAGAAAAAAUAUUGAAGGCUAAAUCAAUAACAAAAAAGGCAGAAUUAGCAGCUGAAAUAGAACUGCUAAACUAUAAGAAGGAAGCCGCCGCCGCUGUCGCCGAGGCAGAGGCUUUGCAACAUGAGCAAAGUGCUUUUGACAGUAAAAAGUCUGACGUUAUUCUAGCCAAAACAGCCUUUGAUCGCACUAGACAAUAUGUUGAACAACAGGGUGAUCAAGUAUUAGCUGCUGAUCACAACGUUAACACAUUACAUAAUCCGUUUGUAAAUCUCGUAGUAGGUGAUGCGUGCGACGAAUCCCAUAAUUGGCCAACAUUCAAACAAACACCAAAGCCAUCACAUCCUAAAUACGGAGUGCCAAGUGUUAGUAUAGUACACAAUGACAAUGAUAAUAACACAAAAACUUUAAAUCCGGAAGCACUGACCUUUCAACCUGAAACGGCUGCUAUUAAUCAAAAUGUUGCAACCGAUAUAACUAGAUUUCUUAUGAAAAAAGAUUUGUUGUUAUCGAGACUUACACCGUACAAUGAUAAAGCAGAGAUGUACGCAGUAUGGAAAGCAAGUUUUAAGAAUAUAAUUGGUGAAUUAUCAGUCUCAGCUUUGGAAGAGUUGGAGCUUAUGGGCAAAUGGUUAGGGCCAGAAUCCACGAAACAUGCAAAUAGCAUUCGUUCAGCGCACAUUAAUAAUCCGGCGAAAGGACUACAGCGCUUAUGGGAUAGAUUAGAUGAACGUUACGGUUCUCCAGAGGCGGUCGAAGCCUCAUUAAUGGCCAAGUUAAAUAGUUUCCCAAAACUGACACAAAAAGAUAAUAAAAGACUUUAUGAGUUGUCAGAUAUACUAUGUGAGAUUGAAUCAGUCAAGGAAGAUUCAAGGUACCAAGCAUUAUUAGCCUAUUUUGACUCGUCAUCGGGCGUACUUCCGAUUUUGAAUAAACUACCGUAUAACAUUCAGGAGAAAUGGACGACACGAGCCUCUCACUAUAAAAGAGAAAAACAAGUAACAUUUCCACCGUUCACGUUCUUCGUUAAGUUUAUCCGAGAACUGAGUCAGAUUAAAAAUGACCCGAGCUUUGCUUAUGAUCAGACAAUACAAACUAAAAAGGUAUUCAACAAUGACAAACCGGCAUUCAGGACCGCGAUUUCAGUCAGGAAAACAGAGAUCUCUAGUGACCUUGAUUUACAAAAACAGUGUUUAAUACAUAAAACUGGACACUCACUUCAUCAGUGUAGAGCUUUUAAAUCAAAACCGUUGCAAGUACGCAAGAAAUUCAUCAAUGACAAUAAGAUUUGUUAUGGUUGCUGUGAGUCCACUAAACAUGUUAAGCGAACAUGUACAAACAAAAUCAAAUGUAGUGAGUGUGGCAGUGAUCGUCAUCCUGCAGCACUACAUUUGAAUAGAGAGUUUACUGCAGAUCAGAACAAUAAUGAGUCGAAGCAGUCCGUCCACGGCGGGGAGGAACAAUCGGUUAAUCAAGAGACCGUUGUUGAAGCUAAAUGCACUGAAAUUUGCGGAAAAUAUUUUGAUGGAAAGUCCUGUGCAAAAAUCUUACCAGUCACUGUUUUUCAACGUGAUCAAUAUGACAAUAACAAGAAAGUUUAUAUUAUAUUAGACGAUCAGAGUAAUCGCUCAUUAGCGUCACCGUUAUUUUUCGAUACCUUUGGAGUACAUGGUACAGCAGAAGAAUAUACAUUGUCUUCUUGUUCAGGUCGAGUAAAAAUGUCAGGGCGCAGAACAACUGGAUUCGUUGUUGAGUCGUUGGACAGAAAAGUGCAGUUGGACUUACCGAUGCUAAUAGAAUGUAGUGAUCUUCCACACAACAGAGAAGAAAUUCCUACGCCUGAUAUUGCUAUCAGACAUUCUCACUUGAAAGAAAUGGCUCAUUAUCUAUCUCCUCUUGAUCCAGACUGUGAAAUUAUGUUGCUCAUAGGUAGAGACAUGACAGAAGCGCAUCAUGUUGUCGAUCAAAUAAUUGGAUCUCAAAGUGCUCCGUUUGCGCAAAAGAUGCCUCUUGGCUGGGUAGUGAUAGGUAACAUGUGCUUAGAUGGAAUACAUGCUCCAAAUGACGUCAAUGCCUACUUGACUCACAUUGCACCAGAUGGUCGUGCUUCGAUUCUUCAACCUUGCCCUUACAAUUAUGAUGUAAAUGAGUGUUUUUCUUGCGGUAGUAUUAACCUUGGAGUUCAUCACAAGAAAAAUGGCAAUAUCACAAGUGCAAUAUUCGAACGCACUACACAAGAUGACAAACCUGGAUUAUCUAUAGAAGAUAGACAAUUUCUAGAAAUAAUGCAAGCUAAUCUCCAGAAGGACAGUAAUGGUAAUUGGUGUUCACCUUUGCCUUUUCGCACUCCGAGACGACGUCUUCCGAAUAACAGAGCAAUGGUUUUGCAUCGUGCUAAGUCACUGGAGAAAAGUUUUGAUCGUGAUCCAGUAAAACAAGAACACAUAUUUGCAUUCAUGCAGAAACUUUUUGAGUGUAAACAUGCUGAGUUGGCUCCUCCUCUGAAAAGUAAUGAAGAGUGCUGGUACUUACCUGUUUUUGGCAUCUACCACCCAAAGAAACCGGAUAAAGUAAGAUGUGUAUUCGACUCAUCGGCAAGUUAUGAUAACGUUUCUUUAAAUAGUGUAAUGCUCCGUGGACCUGAUAUGACUAACAACUUAGUUGGUGUUCUUAUGCGCUUUAGAAAGGAACUGAUUGGUAUAAUGGCGGACAUUCAACAAAUGUUCUACUCAUUCACUGUAAACGAGGAACACAGAAACUUCUUGCGAUUCCUGUGGUAUCGAGAUAACGAUUUGGAUAAUGAACUUACUGACUAUCGUAUGAGAGUGCAUGCAUUCGGGAACAGUCCCUCUCCGGCAAUUGCGACGUUUGCACUUCAGAAAACUGCUGAGAUUGCAGAGCAAACCUUUGGAAAGGAUGUUAAGGAUUUAGUAUGUAGAAAUUUCUAUGUAGAUGACGCGCUCACGCCUGUCGGCAGUAACAGUGAAGCAAUUGAUCUGUUGAAUAGAACUAAAGAAGCUCUUAAGACUUUUGGAAACUUGCGUUUGCACAAAUUCUCUUCAAACAGCAAAGAAGUGAGGACGAAACUAGAUCCUGAUGAUCUAGCCGAAAACUUAGAGAAUUUGAAUUUUGAAACUGACAAUUUACCGUUACAAAGAAGUAUCGGACUAUACUGGAACUUAGAAUCCGACACAUUUACGUUCAAGGUUUCGAACGAUGAAAAGGCAUUUACUAGAAGAGGCGUCCUCUCAACAAUCAAUAGUAUUUUUGACCCGCUAGGAUUUGUUUCACCAGUGACAAUACAAGGUAAAAUCAUACUCCGUAAACUCAUGAUUGAGUCAGUAAACUGGGAUGAGCCGUUAACUGAAGAUUUCAGACAAGAAUGGGAACAAUGGCGAACUUCUUUGACAAACCUUGAAAAUGUAAUGAUCCGUAGAAUGUAUACGCCAAUAUCUGUUCGAGAUGCUACAAAGAUCGAACUUCACACCUUUUGUGAUGCCUCUGAGAAGGCAAUUGCGGCAGUGUCCUACUUGAAAGUAUUUCAUCAUGAUGGCUCUUCUCAUCUGGGCUUUGUGUUAUGCAAAACGAAGUUGGCACCGAUAAGCGGUAAUACUAUACCAAGACUGGAGUUAUGCGCUGCUGUUUUGGCUAUUGAAAUAUCUGAUUUCAUUAUUGACAAUUUGGACCGGAAGAUUGACACAAUCCAGUUCUACAGCGACAGUAGAAUCAUUCUAGGGUAUGUCACCAAUCAAACUAGACGAUUCUAUACGUACGUAGCUAAUCGAGUACAUCGUAUACGGAAAAGCUCUUCUCCAGAACAGUGGAACUUUGUUUCAACACAAGUUAAUCCUGCCGAUCAAGCUACCAGAGGUAUUUCGUCACACGAAGUCAACAGUAGUAUGUGGAUUCUGGGUCCACAUGAAUUCAUCUCUAAAUGUGAACAGCGAACAGCAAGUUCCGAAACUUCAUAUCCGUUAGUUCAGCCUAGUGAUGACAAAGAGUUACGCCCAAUUUUAAAUGUUCAUGUCUCAAAAACAUCUGUCAACCUACAAUCAGCGCUAGGAUCUCACCACUUUGAAAGAUUUUCGGAAUGGAGCAGAUUAGUUCAGUCUAUCGCAUUCUUACAUCGAUAUGUCCGAAAUCGUAAAAGGAUAAGUACUGAAGAAAAGAAACCGAAUUCUGUUGAGCUGUAUCAAGAAGCUGAGUUGUUCGUAAUAAGAUUAGUGCAAAACGAAGUGUACGAAACGGAGAUCAGUAAUAUGGAGCAAAAUUUGUGUCUAUCUAAGAAUAGUAAUGUUAUAGCUUUGAAUCCAUAUCUAGAUUCACGUGGAGUUCUGUGCGUUGGUGGAAGAUUGAACAAGUCGAAUCUUGAAAUACAUGAGAAAAAUCCAACCAUUAUACCAGGUAAACAUUAUAUAGCCAAGUUACUUAUACGCCAUUAUCAUGAAACUGUUUGCCACCAAGGACGCCAUUUUACCGAAGGGGCGCUCAGAAAGGCAGGUUUCUGGAUAACGGGAGCAAAACGCUUGAUACAGUCGUUCAUACAUCGUUGUGUCACUUGUAGAAAAUUGAGGGGUACUUUGGAAAUUCAGAAGAUGGCGGAUCUCCCGUCCGAUCGGCUUGAACCUGGGCCACCAUUUUGUAAUGGCAUCGAUGCUUUUGGUCCAUGGCAUGUAGUUACCAGGAAAACCCGUGGUGGUAGCGCACAAUCAAAGCGGUGGGCGAUAUUAUUUUCGUGUCUCACAACUCGAGCAGUGCACAUUGAAGUUGUGGAAGAAAUGUCUUCUUCUGCAUUUAUUAACGCUCUAAGAAGAUUUGUGGCAAUUCGUGGAAAAGUAAAGAUAUUUAGGUCUGACCGAGGGACAAAUUUUGUUGGCUCAACCGAUCAUUUGAAGAUUGAUACAGUGAACGUGGAGAAUGGACCUCUAAGAGACUUUUAUACAAAUCUGGAACAGUUUGGAUAUUCAACCCUCCUCACUCCUCACACAUGGGGGGAGUGUGGGUGA